CGUCUUUCUAUCCACUUACUAGUUUUUAAUUUAUCCUCAUUUCUUAUUCUUUGUUCGAGCACCCUUCUGUGCUGCCACUCACUUGGAUCUCGAAAGAUCCCACCCCACCCAAACUGCAGAUUCAGGUUGAUAUGAUAUGCUAUCUCCGAUUAUCAUUAAUUCUAUGGGUCCCCACCCCCACCCCCUUUCUUCUCUAAAUUUAUUUCUCUCAGAUUUAUUUUCAGCUUCUUGAUGCUGAUGUCUGUGGGGGUUAUGUUGUGUUGCGUUGUGAUGAAGUAAAUUGAUUGCUUUGGUUUGCUUACCCUCAACUUCCAUAUAUAUCCAUGAACCUUAGUCAUCAAAGAUACAACAACGCUGAAUAAAAUUAAAGAGGAGACCUGAAUCUCUCAUUCAAUUUUUUCUAUUAAUUUUUAGAUCGGAUUCCGUACCUUCUGCGUCUCUUUCCUUUUCUCUCUCUUUUUAGACUUGGAAGUGAUGUUUUCUUGUAUACUUCAUUUUUCAAUUUUGAGAUUCAUUUUUUUAUUUUUAAAUGGUAAGUUAUGUAAAUUAUUCUAAGAUUUGAUCCGAGUGCUUGUUAAUUGGACGAGAAAGUUAUUUUGAUCUCCUUUGGCACUUGGAAAUGUUGUUAUAUGGGAAUUUUUUACGAUGUUAGGGUAUUUAUGAACCAUUUCCCAGACUUCAUGAAUCGGGUAAUUAGCAGCACAAUCUUGUGAAAUGCUUUUACAUACCUUAUUGGUUUCGUUUCCCCUCUCUCUCUUUUGUUGAUAGUCACCAUGUUGCUCUGAGCUUCAUCUGAAAAAGAUAUAAGUUUGAUACAGCUAUGCAAUUUAGCAUGAAUCUUUUACAAAAGAAGAACCUGGUAUGCGACGGUAACUAUUACACAACUGGUUGUGGUGGUGAGGACCACUUGGUAAAUUUGAUUCACCCAUUGAUUUUGGUAACAUCUGUAUGAGUUUUGUUUUUAAAACUUAGGAGUAUCUAGCUUUUUCCAAUCUGAUAUUGCAAUGCUCGUCAAAAUUUAUUUCAUUGUUAAUUAGUACCAUUUUUUUAUUUUUUUAUUUUUUGGUUGGGGGUGGGGGGAUAACACUUGAAUUGGCCGAUAUGCAUAUACUCGGUUCUUUUGUACUGUGUGAUUCUUUGUAGAGCUAAGAGCUCAUCACUUCUUCUCCCAUGAAUAUGUGCAUUUAUUGGCUUAAGCUAAUUAAAUUACAAAAUUACAAAUUCUAAGAGGUACUCUCUGCCUAUCUGGUUAGUAGAAAGUUAAAAUGCAAGGAGGAUUGCGAGUGUUUUUAUCACACGGGAAUGUCGUAAAAAAUGCUGUGUUGCAACGAAUGCGCAUCGUGAACCCCCUAUUGCAGCCUGUAUCCUUUUCACGGUAUGAGUCUGCUACACCUGCUCGUAUUGAGGAGCAUGGUUUUGAGAGCACCACCAUUGAAGACAUCUUGAAAGCAAAAGGCAAAGGUGCAGAUGGCUCCUGACUUUGGUGCAACACAGAGGAUACUGUUUAUGAUGCUGUUAAAUCGAUGACCCAGAACAAUGUUGGAGCUUUGGUUGUUGUGAAACCUGGUGAGGAGAAGUCAAUUGCAGGAAUUAUAACGGAAAGAGACUUCAGAGAGAGAGACAUGGGAUUGCUUUCCAAUAAGAUCGUUCGGGAACAUCUGAAGCCCGGUGAUCACAUUUAUUCCUGGAGGGAGGCUUACAUCUACGCACAUCACGGAAUAUACGUGGGUGAUGGAAUGGUGAUCCACUUUACCAGGGGAGCAGGCCAUGAAAUUGGAACAGGAACUGUGUUGGACCGUCUCAUUUUCAGUUCAUCUCCCUCUCAUGAUAAUGACAAUCCAUGCCCGAGAUGUGGUGACCAAAGUAGGACUGAUGGUGUCAUCUCUUCCUGUUUGGAUUGUUUUCUUCAUGGUGGUAAUCUAUACCUCUUUGAGUAUGGUGUCUCACCUGCAUUUUUUCUAGCCAAAGCUCGAGGAGGUACCUGCACACUUGCUCCUUCUGAUCCAACUGAAGAUGUUCUUCGCCGUGCUUCAUUUCUUCUGGAAAAUGGAUUUGGUGGCUACAAUCUUUUCAAGAAUAACUGUGAAGAUUUUGCAAUUUACUGCAAAACAGGUCUGCUUGUAUUCACAAGCUUCGGUGUAUGCAGGAGUGGGCAAGCGACAUCGUACUUUGCUGCUGCUAGUGCCGUAGUUUCUACACCGUUUGGCUUUCUGACCACCAGUUUUAGUGGUUUAGCAUUGGUUGGUUAUGGCAUGUACUGUGUUAGCCGAUUGGUUUUUGAUAUUGGAGUACGUCGUGAUGUGUCUAAAAUUCCAGCGGAAAGAUUCAGAACUUCAUCUGCCUUAGAUGAACCAGAGAAGAUAGCUGAUAUGCCCAAGGAAGAUUAGAGUUGGUUAAGCUUGAUUAAUGUAAUGUUUGUUAAUUCCUUCUUUCUUGAAUGAAGUUCCAUUCAUCUCCUUCCUACUAUGUAUGCUGUUUUCUAUUAAUUUAAACGAUACUGUCAUUUGAAUAUUUGGUAACCCGCAGCAGUUCUCUGCAUGCUACCUAGUUGAUAUAUAAAGCUUGGAUUGGCCACAUAGCUAAUUUCUGUUAUCAAACAACACUCCCAACUGUAACGUCUGGUGCAAUGAUUGGGACCCAAAUUACAUUCC
Gastrolobium bilobum is the source of this 2651-nucleotide messenger RNA. Its product is annotated as protein LEAD-SENSITIVE 1-like. NCBI's taxonomy places the organism in Eukaryota, Viridiplantae, Streptophyta, Magnoliopsida, Fabales, Fabaceae. The transcript is spliced from 4 exons. The coding region runs from base 1524 to 2387 and encodes 287 amino acids. The record is from RefSeq and is a predicted model, not a curated record.